CAUUCAUUCUAAAAGCAUAAUGUAAAAAAAAUAAGUUUUUGUUCUCUCUCCCCUCCUUCAUCAUAAAUCUAGGGUUUCUAAGAAGUUCCCAGCAAUCUGUCACUCCUCUUCCCAAAAUCUCUCUCUUUUUUGCUUUCUCUCUCUUUAUCCACUCACACAUACACAGUUACAAAGAGGGCUUAAUAAGAAGGAAAAGAUGGUGAGGGGAAAGACGGAGAUGAAGAGGAUAGAGAACGCAACGAGCAGGCAAGUGACUUUCUCCAAGAGAAGAAAUGGUCUUUUGAAGAAAGCUUUCGAAUUAUCUGUCCUUUGUGAUGCUGAAGUUGCUUUGAUCAUCCUCUCUCCAAGAUCCAAAAUCUAUGAGUUCUCUAGCUCAAGUAUAGCAAAUACAAUAGAACGAUAUCAGAGACGAGUAAAAGAAAUUGGGAUUAACAAUAAGAGAGAUGAUGAUUCUCAGCAAGCAAGAAGCGAAACAUCUGGCUUGACAAAAAAGAUUGAGCAGCUAGAGAUAUCUAAACGAAAACUGGUUGGAGAAGGUAUUGAUGUAUGUUCUAUUGAGGAGCUGCAACAGUUAGAGAAUCAGUUGGAGCGAGGCUUGACCAGGAUAAGAGCCAAGAAGUACCAAUUACUCCGUGGAGAAAUUGAAAAGCUGAAGGAAGAGGGGAGGAAUCUUAUUAAGGAAAAUAAAGAACUGAAGCAGAAGUGGCGUGGAAUGGGAGCAAUAGUAGCAUCAUCAUCAUCAACCUUAUCAUCAUCAGAAGUGAACAUAGAUGACAAUGACACUACCAUGGAAGUGGAGACUGGUUUAUUCAUUGGACCUCCUGAGACAAGACAAUCCAAAAAAAUCCCUCCUCAAAACUAAUUUCACAACUUCAAAAAAUAUGUUUACUACUAAUGUAUGAACUUUUUUUUGCCUUUUCGUCCAUGAAUCUGAGAUAUCAAUAAUCUUUGAAUCUCGUGUGUUUAACUUGUUCUUAGUCAAGGAUUUAAACUUACAAAUUUACCUGUAAAAUA
Molecule: messenger RNA, 1014 nt
Organism: Eutrema salsugineum
Lineage: Eukaryota; Viridiplantae; Streptophyta; Magnoliopsida; Brassicales; Brassicaceae
Product: agamous-like MADS-box protein AGL19
Exons: 8
Coding region: 197-862 (221 amino acids)
Biological process (GO): positive regulation of transcription by RNA polymerase II
Cellular component (GO): nucleus
Molecular function (GO): DNA-binding transcription factor activity, RNA polymerase II-specific; protein dimerization activity; RNA polymerase II cis-regulatory region sequence-specific DNA binding
Source: RefSeq, a predicted model, not a curated record